Messenger RNA from Colossoma macropomum (tambaqui), 1394 nucleotides. RefSeq names its product E3 ubiquitin-protein ligase RNF135. Gene Ontology annotation, molecular function: ubiquitin-protein transferase activity; metal ion binding. Gene Ontology annotation, biological process: protein ubiquitination. The record is from RefSeq and is a predicted model, not a curated record. Bases 74 to 1150 code for a protein of 358 amino acids. Lineage: Eukaryota; Metazoa; Chordata; Actinopteri; Characiformes; Serrasalmidae. The transcript has 5 exons.
UUCCGUCUCUGUGAAACUAUUCCUGCUGCUGUUUCACUUUCGAUUCCUGAACAACGCCUAAAGUUUCUCCACCAUGUCUGCAGCGCAUGAGGAGAUACUGAAAGUCGUCGUCAACAGCCUGAAGUGCUCCAUUUGUUUUGAGCUCUUUGUGGAGCCGGUCACUCUGGCCUGCGGUCACAACUACUGCUACAAAUGCAUAGAGAGCCAUUUGGUCCGCGGAAAGAGAAACUGCCCUCAGUGCAGGUUUUCGCUCCCAGCGCAGCACAAACUGAGGAAAAAUGUCGCUCUGUCCAACAUCCUGGACCUGCAGGAGGCUGGAGGCCGUGAAAUAUGGAACGAAGUGGUGGCGAGAACAGAUCAUUGCUUCAGUUACCAAAGAGAGAAGCUAACAAGAGAAGCUUUGGUGAGAAGACUGGAGUCCUUGAAGCUGGAGAUCAAAGAAAUAGAAAUCUUCCUAACUGAACUAAACUGCCAGGAUGAGUCCAUCAUUAUGGAAGAGGACACUCAGACUGCGGAGCUUUUCAGUUCGUCACUGGACAGUGGAUUAGGAGCUGCUGGCAGCAGUUUAUCCAGCCUGCCUUCAGAACCUGAGGACAGUCUGAACAGCCUUUCACACAUGGAAGAGUCUGAGGCUGUGCUGCCUGAUCCAGUCAGUGAUGCAGGGGAGAUCAGUGAGGUCCUGCUGGAGGAUAGAGAUGCUCUGGCUGGUUUGACUGGAGCCUGCGGUCUGUCCGAUUCUGCUGCAGUGCGGCUGAAGUUCAGUGAACCUGCAGAAUUUGUGCUGCUCUCCUUCUCACCGACUCUGGGUCACAGACGUUUGGCGUUCGUCCCGGAGAGACGGAGGAUGCAAGUGAGGUCAUCUUGCUCGCCGAUGACCCAAAACAGCCGCUUCGAUGCCUGUCAGUGGAUGGCGGAUCAGGAGUUUUCUGCAGGGAGGCAUUACUGGGACGUGGACGUGUCGCUGUGCUCCAGCUGGGCCGCCGGCGUGGCGUAUCCAGACCUGGGCCGGAACCAAAAGCUCGGCAGGAGCUCCUCGUCCUGGUGCAUCGAGCGGAGCAGCGCACGACUGAGCGCCUGGCACAACAACGCAGAGACUCCACUCAAACAGGGCUGCCCUGAGAGCAUUAGGGUCCUGCUGGACAUGGUUUAGGGGUCGGCUGUCCUUCUGGAGCCUGACGGAUGGACAGGAAGAGCUGUACAACGUCCAGGUGGACUUCUGUGGCCCAGUUAGACCCAUGUUCUGGCUUUUUGGGACGCAGCAGAGAAAUGCUCUGAUCUUUCCUGCGACUUACAGAUGAAUAAUCAACUUGAUGGUUCACCAUGAACACUCAAAGAACCCUUACAUGAUUAAAUGGUUCUUUGCAUCAUGAAAGGAUUCUUCAGAUUGAUGGAGA